AUUGGAUUGGACGGGUGAUACAGGCAGGGGCUCAACUCAGCUCACCAUGCAACGCCAGUGUCAAAUUGUCUUCGCCCCAACCAUUCCAUUACCAUGAGCUUCAGCUCGAGCACAACAAUGAUGUCCAGCCCGACCUCAUCAACCAGUCAGCUUCGACCUCUCAGCGUCGCGUUGAUGGCUGUGCACGCUGGGGGAAAGCAUCGCGACCUAGUCCGUUGGGGAUUGCACGAAGUCGAGUCGAUUUCGGUGGCAUCAACGUCAAACAGCGAGAAUUUGACUGAUUCGCACGCCGAAGUCACAGUCUUCAUGAAGACAACGCUAUCACUUCGUGGCUCUCACGACCCAGUGCAUCGCAGUAAGAAACAACUUGCCGACUUCGAAGCCCUCCGUGCAGCAAUGUGUCAUGCCGUGGACGUGACUCAUUUGCUGUCGCGCUGCAGCUUCUGCAAAGCGAUAAAGGCACGCUGCGCUGCGAAUGCUCAGGAACUCAACGGUUCUCUCGACGGGCAAGCAGACUGGACUCAUUUCAUUCUGGAGCAGUUCAUGAACGACAUCCUCGCGCUUCUUGUCCCUCUUCGCUGCUCGUCCGACAAACGCGUGUGUUGCGGAAAGCUACAAUGCUGGCAACUUGUAUCCCAAUUUCUUUGUCAGUAAAAUGUGAUAAUGCUGCUUCGUUUUGAUGUAUGUGAACUUCAACUUGAGUCAUAAUUUGGUAAGUGUCAUUUCAAAUGGUUCGACUAGCGCACACACGUACAGGAUACCCUCGUCCUAAUCCUGGUCCAGGUCUCGGGACGAGAAGAUACUCCUGGUUAUUAGAGGG
Messenger RNA from Phytophthora nicotianae INRA-310, 820 nucleotides. RefSeq lists its product as hypothetical. The record is from RefSeq and is a predicted model, not a curated record. NCBI's taxonomy places the organism in Eukaryota, Oomycota, Peronosporomycetes, Peronosporales, Peronosporaceae. The transcript has a single exon. The coding region runs from base 94 to 654 and encodes 186 amino acids.